AUGGCCGGCGCCGGCUGGUCCUCCCUCCCCGCCGAUCUCCUCAAAGAGGUCUCCGGCCGGCUUUCCUCCGACGCCGACCACCUCCACAUCCACCAGAUAAAAGGAGAAAUAGGGCGGAAGACUCUCUUCUGGCGCCCUGGAGAUGCCACCUGGACCAUGAUGAACGAGCGAGGCACAUGCGAGAUCGACACCGUCGCGUUCCAUGGAGGGAAAGCAUACUACAUCGAUAUCCAGCAGAACAUUGUUAUCUGCGAUCUCAACACCGGAUCUGAUCCUUCUCCCAGGUGCGCUCCAAUCUUCUUCGCUUGCUCCGUAGUGAACAAGCUCUGCAGGUGUCCCAGGCUUCACCCCGUGUGUGGGGUCCACCUGGCCGUGUGCAAUGGCGAGCUGCUGCUUGUGGUGUUGUACUACUGGGGAAGCCAUCCGUCGCCAGCUGAAGCCUACAAACCAGUUUGGACGCCUAACCAGCGCUUGGAGCUCCAUGAGAGGGUGAGAGACCUUGGUGACCACUCACUGUUUGUGGGCAGAGGCGACACCUUUGCCCUCUCUGCAAAGGAGUUUCCUGUGAUCAAGAGGAAUUGCAUCUACUAUGCGGGUAUAGCUUGCAACAAACCAUAUUGGGUAUCUGUGUUCCAUUUGGAAUCUGAUGUUGUGGAAGAAAUUCCGUACAUGGAGAAGCUCAAGGAAGGCAGAACCAACCGGACGCCAUAUGCCUGGUUUCGUCCUAGAAAACCCUUCCUUAAGCAGUCUUGA
Molecule: messenger RNA, 753 nt
Organism: Setaria italica (foxtail millet)
Lineage: Eukaryota; Viridiplantae; Streptophyta; Magnoliopsida; Poales; Poaceae
Exons: 2
Coding region: 1-753 (250 amino acids)
Source: RefSeq, a predicted model, not a curated record